AUGGCUUCAUCUCAUCAAUCAUCGUCCAAUUAUGUGUACCCUACACAUAUGAUGGAUAAUCUCUCCAUGCUAAGACAAAUGAUCAUGGCAUGGACAAUGCGCUUUGACGAAGUCCUAGACCCAGAAAAACUCCAUAAUACCCUCACGGAAUUGCUUCAGAUCGGCGACUGGAAGAAGUUCGGAGGGCGACUCAAAUUUGGCAACAACACGAACGGACACCUCGAGAUACACUCAACGACCCCAGCUGUUGCGUUUUGGCAUAAGAAAUACGAUAUCAGCAUUGGCGAGCACGAAUUGACUACCUCUUUCCCGAAGGCCACGGCAGAGCCGUCUGUACAUCCGAUUUUGUCCAAUUUUUGGGAUUUGGUCUUAUCACCCGAUACGCCUAAAACUCUCAAGGAUUUCACUAGUCGAGAUGUACCCGUGCUUUCUCUGCACAUCGUGUCGUUCGAAGACGCGACAAUCGUCAGUAUUUCGUGGCCUCACGCUCUCUUCGAUGCAAAGGGCUUUCAUCAUCUGGUGCAGGCGUGGUCAGACGUCCUUAAUGGCCAUAAGGAAAAUGUUCCAGAAAUUAUAGGUGCUAAAGAUGACGUGCUCUACGACAUCGCCGGUAAAUCCAACUACAGUUUACAAAUUUCAGACAUUGAGUCGAGAACGCUUUCAGGAUUCUCGUUCAUACUUUUUGUUGUCCGAUUCCUUUGGACUCUUCUUACGCAACCAACUGUUGAAAGUCGUAUGAUCUGUCUUCCGAAGAAAACCGUUGAGAAGCUACACCAGCAAGCCCUGUGCGAUAUUAAAGAUGUAACUAGUGACGCCUGGGUCAGUCCCAACGAUGCUAUCCUGGCGUGGUUCACUAGAACCAUAUUUAAAUCAACCUCGCGACCAAUCAGCCUGGUAACUCCCAUCGACGCCCGCGUUCGUCUAUCCCAACUCCAAAACACCAAAGGAGUAUACGCACAGAAUAUGGUUCUCGCAUCUUUCAGCACGAUGCUUCCCACCAUAUUCCAGCAACCGCUCGGCAUCCAAGCUCUGACAUGUCGCCAAGACCUCCUCGACCAACUCCAAGAACCCAAGCUGCUAGCAAUGUUAGAAUUCUCUCGCAAGCGCGGCACAGCACAAACACCGAUAUUUGCCAAGUCAAAUAGUAUUCUCCUCACGACUAAUAACAGAAUGAAAGCGGAUAUCUUUGCGGCAGCCAGAUUUGGUUCCGCGGCCGAGAAAUCUCCGGGCCCUGUCUAUCACCAUGCAGAUCUAAUUAAUGCGAAUGCUGGCAGGAUAAUGAGAAACCUUAUCAACGUGCAAGCAAAGGAUUUGGAUGGUAAUUAUUGGGUUUCGGGGUGUUUUACGCCUAAGGAGUGGGAGAGGAUUGAGAAAGAGAUUGUUCACUUGGCUUAG
Messenger RNA from Fusarium coffeatum, 1395 nucleotides. RefSeq lists its product as uncharacterized. The transcript has a single exon. The record is from RefSeq and is a predicted model, not a curated record. NCBI's taxonomy places the organism in Eukaryota, Fungi, Ascomycota, Sordariomycetes, Hypocreales, Nectriaceae. The coding region runs from base 1 to 1395 and encodes 464 amino acids.